AUGCUUUCCCAAGCUUGGGAUAAUAUACGAUGCUAUGCGGAGCUUUCCGAUACUAGGAGAUGCUGUACAGAUGAAAUGGAAUUGACCAAAAUACAAGAUAUCAAAAAUACAAGGAUAUCAAUUCGCUUACCCGAUAUUUUGGACGUGUUAAAAGUUGAAUGUGAAGCUUUGAACGAUAUACAAACCCGUGUAUGUUUUAGAUUGAAAGACAAUACAUAUAUGGUGAAACCGGGUAUAGUAGCAGGUGUUGAAGAUUUUGUUGAGACGUUAAGAGCAAAAGAUAGAGAAUAUUUGAAAAAAAUUGAACAACAACGUAAAAAAUCCCAACGAGAGGCAAAUAAUGAUAAAUCAGCAAAUAUCAAUCAAACACCUCCCUCACAACCAUUGACUGCUAAUUCUUCUGCUGGAUCUUCAUUAGCAUUGUUAUCGACCGAUAAUUCUCCCUCUACACCCACAAAAGCACUUCUAAGUAUCAAUGAUUGUAAGCAAUCAAUUAAUGAAUUUAUUGAAAAGUGGUGUAAAUCACAUACACCAGGUAUUUUAUUACAUGAAAGUAAUGAUUAUACACUAUUUGUCAAAGAAUCAAAUGUGCACUUGAAAUGCAAUUGUGGUAUCGAAAUGACAUUACCAUUUCAACGAAAAACAAAAACAUUUCAAAUUUCAUCUUUUUACCGACAUAUCAAACAGACAAAUUGUUCAGUGAUCAAACAAAAACAAAAUACUAAUGAACAACGAACAACAAAUGUUCAAACAAAAGAUGAUGAUCAAAGCGAUAUCGCAACUGUUGUUGAAGAUGUUGAUAAUUCACAAACUCAUCAUCUUGAUCUCAAGAGACGCGCUUGUUUUAUUUAUCCAAACACAAAUGAAUAUGUUGUUCGACCAGGCAUUAAAUACAAUAUUGAGUAUGUGACUGAAUUAUUGCGAAGAUUUCAACAAAAUUUCGAUAAACUAAAUAAUAAUGAUACUAAUUUAUUCAAGACAACAACGACAUGUUUACAAGCAAAUGAACAACCAGCUACUUUAUUGAAGAAUUUAAAUGAUUUUGUGAAUAAUAGUCGUGAACAAAAUGAACACCAACCAUUUCUUUUUGCAUUUCUUGAAAAUAUUAUAAAUAAUCUAGGUCGAUCUAAAAACAAUUACGAAUACAAUGAAUAUGUUCACCGGUUUGCAAUAACACUGCAUAUACUAGCUGGUAGCAACACGUACGAAUUUAUACGUAUUAAUUUACCUGGUGCUUUACCAUCUGUUAGUACUCUGGAGCAACAUAAUAAAAAUAUUGAUCUAAAAAUGAAUGAGUGUCAAUUUCAAUUUGAUCGAUUGAAAGGACAUCUUGAUACAAUUAAUUCGAAUUUUGUAUUUUUAUCUGAAGAUUGUAGUAGUGUGGUCAAUAUCGUACGAUCUGCUUAUGGAGCAGAUACUAAGUUAGUCGCCAUCGAUAUACUUCGUCGAUGGAUCUACAUUUAUGAACAAUGUAAAUUGAAUGAUAUACGUAUAAUUGGUUACUCAACUGAUUGUGAUAAUGGAAUACAUUUGGGAACAAAAAUUCGUAAUCGUUUGUUAUCUAAACGUGUACAAUUAUUUAUGGGAAAACAGUCUGUUGAUAUUACACAUCUGAGUAGUUUGAUCGAAAAUUAUUCAAAACUGGACCAUAAUCUUGUCCGUUCCGACAUAUUUCCACAUGAUAGACAGAAUUUUUCAUCAUGUUUGAAAAUUUCUUCGGUUGAUCAUUUAAAAAUUAAUUCUUAUAUGACAAAUGAAGGCAAUAAAGAUAAUUCAAAUCAAUUGACAACAAAAGAUGUAGAAGAAAUUGUUCAGAAAGCUUAUUAUAAUGCUAAAACAUUUAUCGAUCGACUAAAAAUGAAUAAAUUAUUGAAACAAAAUAAUAUAUAUAAUUUAAACGAACUAAGCAAUUAUGUUUAUAAACGUUUAUCACAAUCUCUAAAAACAGUUGAUUAUUCAAAAAUAAAAAAUGAUGAUAAAAAUGAUAACAGCAGUGGUGGUAGUAGUAGUGAUAAUAGUAAUAGUAGUAGCAGUGACGAUGAAGAUUCAGAAAUAUUUAGUGGCAGCGGAAAUGAAAGUGAAAAUAAUGAUGAUAAUAUGAUACUACAAUCAACAAAACAACAGUUUGAUGGUAUAAAACUAUAUGAUAGUAUUAAUGAAACAAAUAAACAAUCAUUCUUUCGCGUUUAG
Didymodactylos carnosus is the source of this 2190-nucleotide messenger RNA. The record is from the annotation of a GenBank genome assembly. NCBI's taxonomy places the organism in Eukaryota, Metazoa, Rotifera, Eurotatoria, Philodinida, Philodinidae.